Molecule: messenger RNA, 2765 nt
Organism: Empidonax traillii (willow flycatcher)
Lineage: Eukaryota; Metazoa; Chordata; Aves; Passeriformes; Tyrannidae
Gene: PTP4A3
Product: protein tyrosine phosphatase type IVA, member 3
Exons: 6
Coding region: 885-1406 (173 amino acids)
Biological process (GO): endothelial cell migration; protein dephosphorylation
Cellular component (GO): nucleus
Molecular function (GO): protein tyrosine/serine/threonine phosphatase activity
Source: RefSeq, a predicted model, not a curated record
UGAUUCGAUAUUUGAGCAUGUCUCGUUAGGCUGACAAGCCUUUCGCGGGUGGGGGCUUGGGAAUGCCAGUAGUUCCCACUCCCAGAGCAGGCAGGUCACCUAGCAGGAGGACACCCCAUGCCGUGCCUUUCUCUGCCGUAGCCUUGCUCCCCGCUGGGAUUUAUGGAGGUGCUGAGGAGCAGCUGUGACCCCCGCAGCCCCCGGCAGCGCGCCCCGUGAAGCAGCGCCCGGCCCGCCCUCGCCUCGUCCCGCCCGGCAUCCCGACCCUCCGACCCAACCAUUCACGGCUCCCGUGCAUGGAUCGCCCCAGCGAGGCACCGCUGCCCGACGCCGCCGACGCCGCCCCGUAGGCUCCCGGCCCCCCGUGCCGCCCCCAAGUACUCCACAUACCCCGAUGGGGUAACGUGACGGGGGCCACCCUCCCGCCACCACCGCCACCCCCCCAUAUGCAGAGGCCUUUCUAGAGCGCCCCGGGAGCGCGCGGCGCCGGAGGCGGCGGCCGCUCGCCGUCGCUCACACACGCGUGCCGAGGACACUGACACUACAGCAAAGGGAUUUCUUUCUUUUUUUUUUUUUUUUUUUAAUUAUUAUUAUUAUUAUUAUCAUUAAUUUUUUUUUCCUGCCUGGCUUUUUUGCCUCCCCCUUCCCUCAGGGAGGGGGCUUGCGGUGUGUCAGGAAGCCGGCGCGCUCCCAGGAGCUGGGAUUAUUUGCACAACGUCUGUAUAUUGAGUUCUCGAUCCUGUUUUAUUUUUAUUUUUGAAGCGCUGAAGGGUUGCUGGGGAGGGGAGGGAGUUGUUUUUUUUUUCGCCCCUCCACGCCACACUUUUCUUGGGCUUGUCCCCCCCGCCGCUGUCAGCAGCACCUCGCCUUCCCCUUGUCCCACCAUGGCCCGGAUGAACCGCCCUGCACCGGUGGAGGUCUGCUACAAAAACAUGAGGUUCCUCAUCACCCACAACCCCACCAAUGCCACACUCAACACCUUCUUGGAGGACCUGAAGAAAUACGGUGCCACCACGGUUGUGCGAGUGUGUGAAGUGACCUAUGACAAGACCCCCCUGGAGAAGGACGGCAUCACCGUCAUGGAUUGGCCCUUCGAUGAUGGAGCACCUCCUCCCAGCAAGAUAGUGGAAGACUGGCUCAACUUGCUCAAGACCAAGUUCUGCGAGGACCCUGGGUGCUGCGUGGCUGUGCACUGUGUGGCCGGGCUGGGGCGUGCUCCUGUCCUUGUUGCACUGGCCUUGAUCGAGAGCGGGAUGAAGUAUGAGGAUGCCAUCCAGUUCAUCCGACAGAAGCGCAGAGGAGCCAUCAACAGCAAGCAGCUGACGUACUUGGAAAAAUACCGACCAAAGCAGAGACUCCGAUUUAAGGACCCUCACAACCACAAGAACAAAUGCUGCAUCAUGUAACCUCAAUGACCUCUUGCCAAAACCCGUGCACACAGACACCCCGGGCACUCGCACACACCCCACCCCGUCACCCCCUCGCCCAGCCCUGCGCUCCCCCCGCCACCACCAGGGCUGGGGUGGGGGGAGGACACGGAGCAUCACCAGUGUGUUCCAGCACCCACAGCACAGCCCCAGCAAAGGCUGUUCUCUCCAGCUGCAGCCCCGAGGAAGGAAGGCAGCGCUGCCCAUUGACUCUUGGCGUUAGCAGGCAAUGAGCUCGUGCGACGGUUCUUCAUCACCUUCCUCCUCCUCCCUCUCCCCUCCCCGUUGCACUGAGAGGGGCAGGCGAAGGGUGCUUGGUUUGGAGUGAUGCAGGCAGGGCUGGGCCAGCUUAGAAGGAAUGGGGGGGGGCGGGCAGGAGGGCCAGAGCACCCCUGGAAAAACUCUUUCCCACCUCUUUCCUAUAAAUAAGGGCUGCAGCAGCGGGGAUGGAGGGGGGGAUGGUGCGGUGGCCUCGGGGGAAGGUGGUGAUGGCAGGGAGAGGUAACAGGGGCUCUUAGCUCAGUGCUGACCUUGUGAUCAUGGGAAGGGCUGAGCUAAGACCCCCAGUACUGUUCCCCUUCUCCUGGCUCCUCUGCCACUUCACCCUCCCCCUGUUGCCUCAGUGGCAGCCAGGAUGAUGCAGAUGGGGCUCACUGGGAGUUUGCUGCAGCGAAGGCAGAGCCACUGGGGACUUCGGGGACCGUGUCAGGGCUUUGAAGCACCAGCUUUGCCGGGAUCAGUGUAGGAUCAGCACUGAAUCCCCCAAAGUGUUGAAUGCUCUUACUUACAGCUUCCAAAUUCAGUGCACAGGGUGGUGGGUUCUCUGCUGUCGUGUCCCCAUCCCUCAGUUGUGACGCAAACCUCAGUGCUGGGAGUGAUGCCAUGGGGACACAGUGUGCAUCUCAGGGCACAUCCAUGUCCUCCACCACUGGCCAAGGGGCUGGGCUGCGUCUUUCCUAGGGGAUUUGGGGUGUUCCUGGCAAGAACACAUCACCAAAUUUUGCACCUGCCUUUUUUCCAUGUCUGUAACGAGGCGCCUGACACCCCGAACCCCCCCAGCAUGUGCCCUGGUGGGGUGGACUCAGAGCUGCCCCUUAGCUGGGACAUUCAACAUCUCUCAACUUUCUGCCUUUGAACGCUUGCAGCAGCUGGAGCAGUGGGCACACAGGGGUGUGGGGUUUUUUUUUCCUUUUAACAAGGAUAAAAAGAAAUUUGCUAAUUAAAGGAAAAAAAAAAACUUUAAAAAAUACCCUGUUUGUCUUCCGCACGUCCUCUGGCCUUUCUUUCUCCCAUCGCUGCCCAGUGGAGCCCAGGAGGUGACCCGUGGUCCCCCAGACU